Molecule: messenger RNA, 4245 nt
Organism: Coregonus clupeaformis (lake whitefish)
Lineage: Eukaryota; Metazoa; Chordata; Actinopteri; Salmoniformes; Salmonidae
Product: prostaglandin E2 receptor EP4 subtype-like
Exons: 2
Coding region: 544-1953 (469 amino acids)
Biological process (GO): positive regulation of cytosolic calcium ion concentration; adenylate cyclase-activating G protein-coupled receptor signaling pathway; negative regulation of inflammatory response
Cellular component (GO): plasma membrane
Molecular function (GO): prostaglandin E receptor activity
Source: RefSeq, a predicted model, not a curated record
AAGACCAAUGGUGGGAAUACAGUAGAAAACAACCCCUAUAUGAAAUAGGGCCUAUGCCUAUUUGAAGUCACCUGUAAACUGAAGAAAAAAAUACGCAUUGUGUGGUUUCCUGGGUUCAAAUACAUUUCUGACGUAGAGACGUCACCUGCUUCAAACUUACAGUGAGGGGAGCGACGACAAAGGAGGAGUUAAACACAAGCUCCGAGCAAAAACUUCCGUUGUCAGUGUCUAUGUGGACCUCGCGGUGUGCAGCACGCCUGGGACAGAAACACUUCGGAUAGUAAAAAACCUAAAGUUAGUGACUAACAAAAGAGAGGAGCAUGUACAUUCAAACACGGAGACAUUCGGUUGUUAUUCAAGCGUGUAUCGGUUAGUUAAGACAAUAGAAAUUGGGGAAGUAUGGAUUUGCAAGUUAUUGAACGACUUGGAGAGCGCGCACCUACGGAAAGGGUAACCACAUGCAAAUGGAUUGGGAGAGGAGGACACUGGUGAAUAAGUGACUAUUUCAUUCCAUAAAGACAGUGUGAGAGAAUUGUGACAGGUAUGAAUAAUGGCACGAUGAAAGAUGGGCCCCGGGAGCCUACUAUCCCGGUGAUUAUGUUCAUAUUAGGAGUGGUGGGGAAUGUCAUCGCCAUCGUGGUGCUCCGAAAGUCUCGGAAAGAACAGAAGGAGACCACCUUCUACACGCUGGUGUGCGGGCUUGCGGUGACCGACCUUUUGGGCACGCUGCUGGCCAGCCCCGUCACAAUCGCCACCCGUGUGCAAGGGAAGUGGCCGGGAGGAGAGUCACUGUGUCAGUACUCCGGCUUCAUCCUUCUCUUCUUCUUUCUGGUCGGCCUCAGCAUCAUCUGUGCCAUGUCCAUAGAGAGAUACCUGGCUAUAAAUCAUGCAUAUUUCUACAACCAUUACGUGGACCAAAGACUUGCUGCGUUGACGCUUGCGGGAAUCUACAUCUCCAACGUGCUGUUCUGCGCGCUGCCUGCCAUGGGACUCGGUAAGGUGAAAAAGCAGUUCCCAGAGACCUGGUGCUUCAUCGACUGGCGGACUAACGACUCCACGCACGCCACCUUCUCCUACAUGUAUGCCGGGGUGAGCUCUUUCCUCAUCCUCACCACGGUCAUAUGCAACGUGCUGGUGUGCGGAGCGCUGAUUAUGAUGCACAAGCGGUUCAUCCGCAGGACAUCGCUGGGUACGGACCAGGGAGGUCGCAUAGCGGUCCUCAGGCGCAGACGGAGCUUCCAACGCAUGGCCGGCGCAGAGAUCCAGAUGGUCAUUCUGCUCAUCGCUACCUCCGUGGUGGUUCUCAUCUGCUCCAUACCUUUAGUGCUGCGGGUGUUUGUGAACCAGCUGUCCAUGGUUGCGUUCGACGCCCAUUCAACUCCCCUAGAGAAGAACCCAGAUCUCCACGCCAUCCGCAUUGCCUCCAUCAACCCCAUCCUGGAUCCCUGGAUAUACAUCCUGCUGAGGAAGACUGUCCUGCUGAAGCUGGUGGAGAAGAUCAAGUGUCUGUUCUGCCGCAUAGGCGGCCGGGGGCGGGGCUCAGGGGUCAGGGGUCAAUUCCGCUGCGGAGGUGAAGGUCAUCCGAAUUCGUCCAUCGUGUCCCGGGAUUCGCCGUCGCUGGUGUCACGCGAGCUGAGGGAGGUCAUCAGUACUUCACAGACAUUUCUUUACCUGCCGGAGGGGACCGGGGGGGGGGCUAGAGGGACAGGGGGAGAGGGAAGACCCAGCCCCCCGGCUGUGGAGCGCUCCCUGCUACAGGACCAACAGACACCAGGGGGGAAGGGGAUGCAAAAGGAUUCCAAAAAGGGCACUUUAGGUCCCAGUAUAUCAAUGAGGACAGAUGGGACAGUUGACCCUUCACCUCUGAACAGGGUGCCAUCGGACAGAAAAGACAAGACUCUACAUGUGACGUUUACAGACGAGACACUGAACUUACAGGAGAAAUGCAUCUGACGGACAUAAACACAAACUCUGCAAGAGUGGCGGAUAACACAGAAAAGUCACAGAGGGGAAAAAGGACUUCUAAUAGCAUUAAAGGUUGGGACUUCUGAAGGGUUGAACUCAUAAGGAAAAUGUUUUCCUGUGUAUUGUUUGUAUAAAAACAAGUACAUAAAACAAAUAAGACUGGGAGUCGGUUUAGUUAAUCAGUGAUGCUCCUAGCUGAAGCAUGAUAUCCUGUUUAGGGUUCGGACAAAAUGUCAACACGGUGCCAAAGUGGAUUGUAGGAGAUUGGAUCUAUUUACAUAGAUCAUAUAUUGGAUCUAUUCUAUAUGUCACAGUCUUAUUACAAGAAUACCAAUAUAAUAUACAUAUACCAGCACACACAUCAGUAAUGAACAUAAAAUGUUAUUUGAACUUUAUAAAGACAAUAAGGAUAUUUCAUUGCACUUUUCAAAAACUCAAACCCACUGAAAGUCACUGAAUGCUACCAUGCUAUCAUAGUUCUAUCCGGGAUCCUUGGGACGUCCAUACGCUAAACCCUAACCAAACCAGAACAUUUACCUAAUCCUAACCUUACAUUUUUUUUAAUUUCAACUACAAUGGGGUAGGGACGUCCCAACGAUCCCGGAAGGCAAGGACCACUGCUUACCACUGGCCUCCACCAAAACAAUUGUUGUGAUAUACUGUAUAGUCCUGAGGCUACAAUGUGAACUGUGUCCCAUAACAUUAAUUUAUUUUAGAAAGUAAAAAAUAAAUGUUUCUUCUCUAUGAGAAGGUCUAGUUAGUUUUUAUCCACGUCAAAUUGUUGCAAAAUGGAUUGAAAUUGUGUGCUACAUUUCAACAUUUGCAAACAAUUGUAUCAUAUUUGUUUACUUGGCAGCUUCACAACAAUGCCUGAAGUAUAAAAAUCCAGCAAGAAUAUUGAGCAUAUAAUCCCAUGCAUGAAUUUUUAUUUUAAACACAUUUUAUUCUAGGUAGCUAGUUAUGUAUAGGUAGCUAUCAAGUAAACACCAUUUAAAGACUCAAAACAACAAAAACGAAAGACCCAUUUCAGUCCAUAAGAGCCAUUUCAGUCCAUAAAAUCAAUUUCAGUCCAAAAAAUGUUACUUGUACUGAGCUUGUACAGAUAGGAUCUUAAUUUGACCUGUAUUGUCGCAGCAAAAUAAUCCUGCAGCAACAGGAUUUGGACGUUUAGUCCAUAAUGUUGCCUAAUCGGUGGUUAGGCUAUUAGCUGGUCAAAAUGAGGCUACAUGAAAAGUGGAAUAAUGUUAAUAUAACCAUGUGUUAGUGUGGGUUUUCAGUGAAUUUAUGUAACUCACGAAGAUCCUCUGCAUUUCCUGCUGCAGAAAAGAGUGAUCAAAUUAAGAUCCUACAGCUUGUAUGGUUGAAAUAACAAAGGGGAUUUACAUUGCUGUUGUCUUUUGUUUUGUUCAAAUGACACUUUAUAUGUGCAUGGCAUUACUUUCCCCCCAAUUAAAUGAUAUCAGUGCAGAACUGCAAUGUGUUUUUGGAUGAUUUGCUUUUAAUGUGGCUAAAGAAAAGAGAAACUGUAUGUUUCUAAUAUUAAAAUAUUAAAUUAAGGAUUUCAAAGUUUAAAAUGAACCAGCUCACACAAGUCUAUCUGUUCUGACACCGAGCAACAUUACGGUAUUGCACUCCUAUGAUUGCACCCCCUCACGACAAAUUUGACUGACAUCUCAUUACUACUAGGCUAACCAAACAUUGCAUCAAGCUGCUAUAUGACCAUGAGAAGUACGCUAUAUAGAAACUCUGGCUGCCCCUCGACACCUCCAUGUUGGUUCAAUCCUGUCUACACUUCUUCUUAAGUAGAGAGAAACUCCCUCAGAGCUUGAUGGUGGAGGAGGGUCAUAUUGGACUGAGCAAAAUACAAUCAACCUGAACCAGCCUUUUACUGACUACCUAAACUCACAACAACUUUGACUAACAUUAUUAUCAAUAAGCAGUCAUUGCAUAAAGCAGUUAUGGCCAUGAGGAGUGGAGUGAAAUACCCACAGAGCUCGAUGAGGAAGGUCGUAAGUAGGCCACAGGAAAACGCAGCAAAACACAUGCAGCCAACCUGAACCAGUCUUUACGACUGAUCUGGUAACCGGACUACCUGAUCAAAGCCUAAGUUAUCAACUCAGGCCAGCCCACUGAUGGCACUAAAACUAAACAUCAAUACUGAUUACAGGAUUAAUCUGACAGAGGUCACAGAUCAUUGAUCAAUAUCAGUCACAUCCUUCAGAAGUUAUAUUUUUCAGAGGACUUGAUCAGGUAGUCAGUUUAUCAGGUCAGUCGUAAAGA